Messenger RNA from Coffea eugenioides, 2378 nucleotides. Its product is annotated as pentatricopeptide repeat-containing protein At3g29290. The record is from RefSeq and is a predicted model, not a curated record. Lineage: Eukaryota; Viridiplantae; Streptophyta; Magnoliopsida; Gentianales; Rubiaceae. Gene Ontology annotation, molecular function: protein binding.
CAGCUGCGAUUUCAUGAAAGAAAAACGAAGUCAGCAACGUCGUUGCUUUCUACUGAGACUGAAAUCUGAAAGAAAAGGUCGAAGACUUUUUGGCAUUUUCACAGAACAAAAGUUCUUAAAGAAUGAUAGUGGUCCUUUACAUCUGAUUGAGUUAAGAAAAAUUGGCAUAUUUUUGUAUUCUGUACUUUCCGGAAACAGUAUGGUUGGGGUAUUGAGGCAUCCACCUGCAAUUGGGAUUUCUUCAAAUGGUUUUACUCAGCAGCCUUGUUUGUCAGUUUGGAAAGCGGGUCAAUCCAGGUAUCAGUAUUGCCCCACCCCUUGUUCCAAAUUUGGACGAAACAAAAGCUCAGUCAACAGUAUUAAGGGCCUUGAUAUGGUGCCUGUGUCCGACAGCUGGUAUACGUGCUUCAGAGCUGCAACACCCAGCAUACGGAGGUUGAGUGUACUAAUCUCUGAACAUGUAACUUGCAAGGUUGGUAGUUUUGAGCAUGACUUGGUCCGUGAUGAACAAAAGGCCUUUUCCAUUGCUAAAGAAAGCAAACAGUUGAAUGAGAGUUCUCCUGAACAGAAGGUUCCUUCUCAUGAGAGUUUGUUGGGUCGCGAGGAUUUGCUUCCUCAGGAGGCUGGAGGUUGUGCAGAAAGUUCAGGAGUUUCUGAAGGGACUGUGAAUCCGCUUCAUAGUAGGUUUCUUUACUUGGAGGAAAGGAAUGAAGAGAUGCUAUCAAGAAGGCUCUUGAAGCUUUGCAGACUAAACAAAGUUAGAAGUGCCUUUCAGUUGUACAAGUCCAUGGAAUUUUUGGGUCUUUGGCCUAAUUCUCAUGCAUGCAAUUCUAUGGUAUCCUGUCUCUUGAGGAAUGACAUGAUUGAUGAUGCCUUGAGAAUUUUUUAUUCCAUGAAGGCCAGGGGAGAGACUACUGGGCAUACUUGCAGCUUAAUUCUGAAAGCUGUUGCUGAUGCUAGGGGCUGUGAUACCGCAUUAAGCAUGUUUGAGGAAUUAGAAAGAAACAAAAAUGUGAAUAAAUCUUUUGAUGCAAUUGUUUAUAACACAAUGCUAUCAGUCUUUAGCAAAGCAAAUGAUUGGGUACAGACUGAGAAUAUUUUAGGUCAUUCAGGAACUACAGUCACCUACCGCGUGCUAGUUUGCACAUUUGUGCGUUGUGGCCUGAAUGAACUAGCAAUAGAUGCCUAUCAUGAGAUGCUUUGGAAUGGAUUGACACCUGGUGAGGAUGCAAUGCAUGCUAUUAUUGGAGCAUGUGUGAAGGAGGGGAAGUGGGAUUUGGCACUAACUGUGUUCCAGAAUAUGCUUAAAUGUGGACUGAAACCAAAUUUAAUUGCAUGUAAUGCAUUACUCAACUCCCUUGGGAAAGCUGGUAAAUUGAACCUUGCUUUCAAGGUUUAUGAUGCCAUGAAAUCUUUGGGUCAUGCACCUGAUGCAUAUACAUGCAAUGCGCUGCUUGGUGCCUUGAACAAAGUAAACCAACAUGCUGAUGCAAUUCAGCUCUUUGAAAAUAUUAGAAGGGAGCAAAUUUCUGUUCUCAGUUUACAAGUGUAUCAUACUGUUCUGAUGUCUUAUCAGAAGUUAGGGUUGUGGGAGAGAGCUUUGCAGCUGCUAUGGCAGAUGGAAGCUUCAGAAAUGCAUCUUACUAGUGCACCAUAUAACCUUGUUAUUGGUGCUUGUGAGGUUGCAAAGCAGCCAAAGGUUGCGUUGCAGAUUUAUGACCACAUGGUUCAUCAGAAAUGCUCUCCGGACAUAUUCACUCUAUUAUCACUGAUCAGAAGUUGCAUUUGGGGUUCUCUUUGGGAUAAAGUCGAGGACAUACUAAAUCAGAACCCACCAAGUGGAUAUUUGUACAAUGCUUCUGUUCAAGGGUUGUUUUUAAGAGGAAAUAUUGAUUUUGGAAUGAGACUGUACGCGAAAAUGAAAGAGUUGAAUCUCAAUGUUGAUGGAAAAACACGUGCUAUGGUGCUGCAAAACCUUUCAAAAGAUCCAAGAAGGGUAUAGGUGGUCUUCGUCUACUGUGAAGCAUAAAUUUCCAAGGUUUACCAACAGAUGUUUGAAACCAGAAUAUUGAGAGGAUAAUUUUUGUCCUGUGGAGAUAUAGUGUCGUAUGCGUUAAUCAGCAACCUGCAAAAUGUGAUCAGUUGACCAGUGAAUAUACAUGUUCAAGAGCUGCAUCAGACAGAUUACUCGAUCAAAAGAGACUAGUCAUGAGUUUUGAUUUUCUUUUUAUUAAUUUCAAUGCUCACUGUGUAUUUUCCCCUUCUUGGGGGAUGCAGCCAAUGGCCUACUCUGUCUUGGUGUGCCCUCACUCUCUGUUAUUUUUACCUUCCUUCAAUUCAUGAUUUUAGAAUGCCAAUGGAGAAUUUUAACAGCGCUU